CUUACGUCGGAUGUAUCAUUCAUUCGUAUUACGUCACAUAUAAUUGUCGUUAUCUUUAAAAAAAAUGCCCGAAAAAAGGUGGUUCCGCGAGUUUUUAAUUGAAAUUACAUUAUCAUCUCAUAUAAGUGAGUGACAUUAAAGGCUAAUUGUAUUUAUUCUUUCGGGAAUAUGAAUGUACUGUACUGUACAUGUAAACACAGGUUACACGUGAUUACACACAUGUGAAUUAUUAUAUAAUUUUCAGUAUCGAUAGAAAUGUAUGCAUGUAUUUACAGUAUAUAUCUCGUGUAGUAUCUCUGCAUACUUACAUUGCUAAAAUAUUUGAUAAGAGAUUAAAUUCAGUGUUUUAACUAAAUUCCAAUGCUAAUAUACACAGUCUUUUAUAUAUUAAGAAUUAGAAGAUCAGUUUUUUAAAAUCUAAAAGUAAAACUGAAUAGUUACAUAAAUUCUAUUAUAUAGCUAUAAAUUGAAAUUCAGUGGUGCUAUCACAGAUGAAUUGUUGUUUAAUGUUAUAUUUAAUUGGAUUUCACUGUGAAAAAGGAAUCUUCACUACUAAUGGAAAAUUAUUGUUUUAUAUACUAUGAAUGUUGACUCAUUUACAAGAAAUUCAUAAUUAUUUUGAUAUAUAAUUUCAUAUUUUUUGUUACAAAAUUAAUUUAAAGUUUAGUAAAAUGACUUUGCCAUUAUCAAUUUACUCAGCUUAUGGCUCUCUGGCUUUGUUUUUAUCAAUCCUUCAUAACAUUUUUUUAUUGUAUCAUGUAGAAACUUUUGUAUCUAUUUAUAAAAUAGAUCAGCAGACUUUUUGGAUUGGGGAAACUAUCUUCUUGCUUUGGAAUUCAUUAAACGAUCCUUUAUUUGGUUGGAUAAGUGAUAAACAUUUUCUUACUAAAAAAGUAUCUAAUUCAGGAACAGCAAUUGUUAUUCAUCGCAUUACUGCCUUAGGAAAAACUGGUCCUUUAUUUUCAAUGGCAUUUUUAUUAUUUUGGUAUCUCUGGAUUCCUGCUGGCAUACAAUUUGUAAUUUGUCUUUGUUUAUAUGAUAGUUUUUUAACAAUUAUUGAUCUUCAACAUACAGCUUUAUUAGCAGACCUGGCUCUGUCUUCAAGAUUACGUGCCAAACUUAAUUCAUAUAAUUCAGUUUUCAGUUGUCUUGGAUCAUCAUCUGUUUUUCUUUCAUAUCUCUUUUGGAGUCAUGAUGAUCCUGUUUCAUUUAGAAUAUUCUGUUUAGUCCUUGCCAUCAUUUCAGGCAUUGGAUUCAAAAUUUGUUGUUAUUAUCUUACUACAUAUUAUAAAUCAUCUGCAUCUGUUACUGAAGAAAAAUAUAGAUCCAUUACAGAAGUUAAUCCAUCAUUAACAGAAACUCAAAAUUUGAAAUCCUAUAUUAAACAACUUAGCUCUCAUCCAAAUUUCUUAUGGUUUACUGUUAUGAAUCUUGUUCAGUAAUCGUAUAUUUACGGAAGGAACUUGCAAAUUAUUAAAUUUAAUAAUUAGCGAUUUGGUAGAUGAAGAUAUGGUAAUCCACAAUCGUCCUCAGGCAGUAUCUGCUCUUAUAUUUGGUACAUCAUCUCUUUUAUCUAAACCAGGACAAACAAUUGCUCCUGUUUUAGGUACAUGGUUGUUAUCUUGGUAUUCAGGUAAAGAACUUUUUACCUCUCAAGAAAAUGAACUCUCUCUCUCACUUGGACGCAGUCAAAUCAUUAACACUCCCAUUUACAGAGAAGGGUGUUUUUGGCUUCUUGUGACAAUGCCAUUAAUAUGUGCCAUUAUUCAGUUAUUGACAUGGACACAAUUUACUUUACAUGAUUAUAGAUUGCGACAAAUCAAGCAUAUUAGAUGUGCUGCAGAAUGUGGAAAUUAUAAUCAGACUAUAUAAAAUAUAAAAUUUCAUUCAUAUCAUAAUUUUUUUAUAUAUAUAUACUUAAUGAUAUAAGUAUUAUAAAAUAUAUGUAUACACUUAUUUUUAAUAAUUACGAAUAAGUUAGCUUUAAAUUUAAAAAUUUGUUAAUUAUGAAAAAAUGAAAAUUUUGUAGACCAAAGAGACAUUUUAAAUAAGUACACUAGAAUCUUGCUAAUUCAACCAUUCCUUGCACACAAGUGCCAGAUUAGUGAAUGUGUAUAGGCCUAAAGUUUGCCUGAAGGCAAUAAAUGGCAUGCCCUGCAGCCCUUUGGUACUGGUUCUUUUUGGAGCUGUACUGUUUUUUGUUGUUAUGAAAUUAUGUAAAGAUACAAUAAUUAUAAGUUUAAUUCUUUAUUAAAUUUAGUGUUACAAGUUUAAUGUAUUUAAAAAAAUAUAAGGGAGAAACAUACUAUAAUGGGGUAUGCCAGAUAAUUGAGAGGCCAGGACCUGGAUUCACAAACACUUUGUAUCAUAACUUAUGACAAAAUUCAUUGUAAGUUGUCAGAAACAAAAAGUCUUGUAUUCACAAAGUAAAUUGUAAGUUACAAUAUUGUAAGAAGUCUCAUACAAGAGCUAUUACAUAUCAUAGUAUGCCAAUAGAAAGUACUGGAAAAAGUGGUGUCAAAUUAUUUGGCUCUAUUAAUAGAUUAUCACGUCUUUCAUUUUUCCCAAUUGUCUCUUUUAAAGAUUUGAAUCCAAACUUCUUUGAUGUUAUUAAAUGCCAAAAAAAA
Messenger RNA from Centruroides sculpturatus (bark scorpion), 2627 nucleotides. RefSeq names its product transmembrane protein 180-like. Lineage: Eukaryota; Metazoa; Arthropoda; Arachnida; Scorpiones; Buthidae. The transcript has 6 exons. Bases 672 to 1442 code for a protein of 256 amino acids. The record is from RefSeq and is a predicted model, not a curated record.